AUGGCAAAGCUCAGGAGACCCGAGAAGAACCCCUUAGACCUCAACAACUUGCCCGAUGAUUACAAUAGGGAUGGUAAACAGGUCUUUGAGGAGGGCUCCUCCACCUCCGGCCCUACGAAAAAGAAAAGCGGCGCUACGGAUGGGAAAGAUGAGAGCGGGAAGGUCUAUGAAUGUAGGUUUUGUUCCCUCAAGUUUUGCAAAUCACAAGCUCUCGGGGGACACAUGAACCGGCACCGCCAAGAAAGGGAGACAGAGACACUGAACCGGGCUCGCCAGCUGGUCUUCAAUAACGAUAACUUGGCCUCUCAAGGGCAUCUAGGCUGCCAUCCAAGCUAUCAUCCAGGAGGCAGCUUGGGUGAUCCAACUCUACCAUUCAGAUCAAUUUACCCACCAAGAUUGUUCUCUGGUUCCUCAUCAACGCUCAUGGCACCAACAUUACAGCCACCGCAGCCAUAUUUACACCCAUCACCAUCACGGCUCAACUCCUACCCUUCCCCAUACUCAACUCACCCCAUGAACGACUAUUAUAUAGGACAUGUCCUCGGGACCAGCAGUUCAUCACAGUACCCUCAGCAAGACCUAAACUACCAAGGUGCACCGGAUUCUAACUAUACUUGCAUUGGGGCGCCUGUUGGACAUGGGUUCGGGCCUGGUUCAAGUCGGGGGCCGGACUUUGGCGGAUCAGGAGGAGGAGGUGCUGGAGGUAGAGACGUGUCACUGAGCAAUCAGGAAGAAGGACCGAAUUUGGGUAGGAGCUAUGCAGGAGGGACACAGCAGCGUUUGGAUCAUCCUUCAACGAUCAAUCGAUUUCAGGGCGGGUUCUAAAGAUUGUUUUAUCUUUUUCUUCUCCUUAAAAAAUUUUGGUUAUGUUUAUGAAGUAUUAAUCUGCUUUGACACGCCAUCCGGAGAGAGAGACUUAACAAACUGACAAAUGGG
Messenger RNA from Durio zibethinus, 936 nucleotides. RefSeq names its product zinc finger protein JAGGED-like. The record is from RefSeq and is a predicted model, not a curated record. Lineage: Eukaryota; Viridiplantae; Streptophyta; Magnoliopsida; Malvales; Malvaceae. Gene Ontology annotation, molecular function: DNA-binding transcription factor activity.